AGUUCCUUCCCUAUAGCUCUGGUCUUCUCCUUUUAGCGCAAGAAGUAUGAAAGCGCUGAAGUCUGCGGAGGCUGUAAUUGCUGUACGGCCACUUCAGACGGCGGAUUGACCAAACAGAAACCUAUAACUAGGCAUUGCACGUGUCACGCAGCAGUGUCUGAGAGGAAAAAAGCCCUAAAAUGCAGGACAACAAUAGCGCUGUGCUCUGAGCUGCGACAACUACAGCGCUGUGCUCUGUGCUUCGACACUUGACUCGAGCCAAGGGACUUCGGUCAGUCAGUCGAUUAGACAGCACUCCACCGACCGCACGCACCUGCGACAGGUCUGGGAAGCACUGAUGUAGGCUCCCCGGUGGGCAAGGAAUGGACCAAGGCCAUGGCGAAUUGUAAUCCACUUAGAUCACCGUCCUCCGCCCUCAGUGAGGUCAACCUGGGACCCUCGGCAAACCCACAUGCCAAGCCCACUGACUUUGACUUCUUGGCUGUUAUUGGAAAAGGGACCUAUGGGAAGGUCCUGCUCGCCAAGCUCAAAGCUGACAACAAAUUCUAUGCGGUCAAAGUUUUACAGAAGAAAGUCAUCCUGAAGAAAAAGGAGCAAAAGAACAUCAUGGCAGAGAGGAACGUGCUGCUGAAGAGCCUGAAGCACCCUUUCCUGGUGGGCCUCCACUACUCCUUCCAGACCCCAGAGAAGCUCUACUUUGUCCUGGACUAUGUCAACGGGGGAGAGAUUUUCUUCCACCUGCAGAGGGAGCGGUGCUUCUUGGAGCCGAGGGCUCGGUUCUAUGCUGCCGAGGUUGCCAGUGCCAUCGGCUACCUUCACUCCCUCAACAUCGUUUACAGAGAUUUAAAGCCAGAGAAUAUUCUCUUAGACUCUCAGGGCCACGUGGUGCUUACGGACUUUGGGCUGUGUAAAGAGGGUGUGGAGCCGGAGACCACCACGUCCACUUUCUGUGGAACCCCCGAGUAUUUGGCCCCUGAGAUUCUGCGUAAGGAGCCCUAUGACCGCACUGUGGACUGGUGGUGUCUGGGAGCUGUGCUCUAUGAGAUGAUCUAUAGUCUUCCUCCUUUUUACAGCCGGGACAUGUCUGAGCUGUAUGAUGGUAUCCUGCACAAGCCUCUGCCUCUGCCCCCAGGGAAGUCAGACGCUGUCUGUAGUCUGCUCCAGGGCCUCCUGCAGAAAGACCAGCACUGCAGGCUGGGAGCCAUCGACGACUUUUUAGAAAUCAAGAACCAUGUGUUCUUCUCCCCGAUUAACUGGGAUGACCUGUACCACAAGCGGAUCACUCCUCCAUACUACCCCAAUGUGAAAGGGCCAGCAGACACGCAGCACAUAGACCCAGAGUUCACCAGGGAGAUGGUGCCUAACUCGGUGGGUCGCACCCCUGAGCUGAACGCCAGCACCAGCAGCAACAGCGCCUUCAAUGGCUUCUCCUACGUCUGUGGUGAAGAAGACAGCUUCCUCUAAGGCAGGGAAGAAGGGCCCUCGCAGCACCACCACUGCCUGAGCUCGGGGUAGAAGUUACCCCUGACCACAUAUCUAGGAUUCAAUUCCUCAACCCCAAAUCCUAACCUUAACCUCUAAGUCAGGGGGUGAAAAAGAUAUUUGGCCCUUGAUCCGUUAGUGGCAACCUCCUAUCAACUUCAUUGGCCAUCAGCCAUAGAAAUGGAGCACAUUGAACAGAAUGCAUUUUUGUGUCGGCUAUGCACAGUAGCUGCCACGUCUGUUUAUCUAGACCUCAUUAGAACAGGCAGACACGGCAAACACUAAUGAUAUGUGUGAAACUCUAGUCUAAACCAUGUUUCUGCUCUUUAAGUGCCCGUUUUUAAUACAAAACACGGUGGACCUUCCAAACAUUUGAAAUGUGAUGAUUGUCCAACAAUAUAUUAUUGAUUUGAAAACA
Oncorhynchus tshawytscha (Chinook salmon) is the source of this 1900-nucleotide messenger RNA. Its product is annotated as serine/threonine-protein kinase Sgk2. Bases 376 to 1464 code for a protein of 362 amino acids. The transcript has 14 exons. Lineage: Eukaryota; Metazoa; Chordata; Actinopteri; Salmoniformes; Salmonidae. Gene Ontology annotation, biological process: protein phosphorylation. The record is from RefSeq and is a predicted model, not a curated record. Gene Ontology annotation, molecular function: ATP binding; protein serine/threonine kinase activity.